This is a messenger RNA of Capsella rubella, 2133 nucleotides long. Its product is annotated as endoglucanase 19. Lineage: Eukaryota; Viridiplantae; Streptophyta; Magnoliopsida; Brassicales; Brassicaceae. Gene Ontology annotation, molecular function: carbohydrate binding; hydrolase activity, hydrolyzing O-glycosyl compounds. Gene Ontology annotation, biological process: carbohydrate metabolic process. Bases 156 to 2039 code for a protein of 627 amino acids. The transcript is spliced from 9 exons. The record is from RefSeq and is a predicted model, not a curated record.
CACUCUGUUUAGGAAAGGAUCAAAGUCUUGAUGAAUGAUCCCAUAAAUUAAAGUUAACAAAGUCCAAGAAGGACCAAACUAAUCUCUUGAGUCUAGUUGGUUUAAGAGGAUCUCACUUUUUCUUGCAUAAUUUCAUAAAGAUACGUAUAUAUCUAAUGGGUUCUAGUACUACCACCAUUUUGGUUCUUGUUCUUCUUCUUCUUGGGUUGGUUCAGCUGGCAGUUUCAGGGCAUGACUAUAAACAAGCUUUGAGCAAAAGCAUUCUCUUCUUUGAAGCUCAAAGAUCAGGACACCUUCCUCCCAACCAGAGAGUUUCUUGGCGAUCUCAUUCUGGUCUUUACGACGGCAAAUCAAGCGGCGUUGAUCUAGUUGGCGGUUAUUACGACGCCGGAGACAAUGUGAAAUUCGGGCUUCCGAUGGCUUUCACGGUGACCACAAUGUGUUGGAGCAUCAUUGAAUACGGUGGCCAGCUACAAUCUAACGGCGAACUUGGCCAUGCCAUGGACGCUGUUAAGUGGGGAACUGAUUAUUUCAUUAAAGCCCACCCUGAACCUAACGUCCUCUAUGGAGAGGUGGGAGAUGGUAAGUCAGACCAUUAUUGUUGGCAAAGGCCAGAGGAAAUGACCACUGACCGUAGGGCUUACAAGAUUGACCGGAACAAUCCCGGUUCGGAUCUUGCCGGAGAGACCGCUGCCGCAAUGGCUGCCGCUUCCAUCGUUUUCCGCCGCUCUGAUCCAUCAUACUCAGCCGAGCUACUCCGUCACGCCCAUCAGCUAUUUGAAUUUGCGGACAAAUACAGAGGCAAGUACGAUAGCAGCAUUACCGUGGCACAAAAAUUCUACCGAUCAGUCAGCGGUUACAAUGAUGAGUUACUAUGGGCUGCUGCAUGGUUAUACCAAGCAACCAAUGACAAAUAUUAUCUAGAUUACCUCGGCAAGAACGGCGACUCGAUGGGCGGUACCAGCUGGUCGAUUUCAGAAUUUGGUUGGGACGUUAAGUAUGCUGGCGUUCAAACCCUUGUCGCUAAGGUUUUGAUGCAAGGUAAAGCCAAAGAACACAAGGCCGUGUUCGAGAGGUACCAAGAGAAAGCAGAACAGUACAUGUGUUCGUUGUUAGGUAAAAGCACCAAGAACAUAAAGAAAACUCCCGGCGGUUUGAUUUUCCGACAGAGCUGGAAUAAUAUGCAGUUUGUCACGAGUGCUUCUUUCUUAGCCGCCGUCUACUCUGACUAUCUCUCGUCUUCCAAAAGAGAUCUACGUUGUUCUCAAGGAAACGUUUCUCCAUCCAAACUCCUAGAUUUUUCUAAAUCACAGGUUGAUUACAUUCUUGGAGACAACCCUAGAGCGACGAGUUACAUGGUCGGAUACGGAAACAACUAUCCACGACAAGUCCAUCACCGUGGUUCAUCAAUUGUCUCCUUCAACGUCGAUCAAAAGUUCGUGACUUGUCGUGGUGGUUACGCCACUUGGUAUAGCCGAAAAGGAAACGAUCCUAAUGUUUUGACCGGUGCUCUUGUGGGUGGACCUGACGCAUACGAUAACUUCGCUGACCAACGGGACAACUACGAGCAAACCGAACCAGCAACGUAUAACAACGCACCUUUUCUUGGUGUACUAGCCCGGUUAAUUUCUGGUCCGACCGAUUUUAACCAGCAACUUCCCGGUGUUAGUCCGAGUCCAAGUCCGGUUAUCAUAAAACCAGCACCGGUACCGAAAAAGAAACCCACAACACCUCCUGCAGCUUCUUCUUCUAGUCCCAUUACCAUAUCACAAAAGAUGACAAGCUCAUGGAAGGACGAGGGAAAAGUUUACUAUAGAUACUCAACGAGAUUAACCAAUAGAUCUACUAAAACGUUGAAAAAUUUGAAGAUAUCAAUCACAAAACUCUAUGGUCCAAUUUGGGGUGUGACCAAAACAGGAAACUCGUAUGGUUUCCCCUCGUGGAUGGAAUCGUUACCGGCAGGAAAAAGCAUGGAGUUUGUCUAUAUACACUCAGCUUCUCCGGCAAAUGUCUUGGUUUCUAGCUAUUCUUUGGAGUGAUGUGUAGAAGUGUUUACGUAACGUGUGUGUAACCGGUUUACUUUCUUGUAAGCUUGUUCACCAUGCUUUUGGGAAUAUUCGGUUUAGUUAAUUA